Molecule: messenger RNA, 1654 nt
Organism: Drosophila albomicans
Lineage: Eukaryota; Metazoa; Arthropoda; Insecta; Diptera; Drosophilidae
Gene: Alp9
Product: membrane-bound alkaline phosphatase
Exons: 1
Coding region: 29-1588 (519 amino acids)
Biological process (GO): dephosphorylation
Molecular function (GO): alkaline phosphatase activity
Source: RefSeq, a predicted model, not a curated record
UUAGUACAGUAUCUGCCUGACUAUCGAGAUGUGGACAUUACGUUUGCUGACCGUGCUGCUCUUGGCUGCCUGCGUCUUGGGCGGCGCUGUGCCCGGCAAACCGCCAGUGGAUGAGGAGGAGCACAUGCAUCCCGAUCUGCAGCGCAAUACGCGCACACGAGCUCGCAUAAUUGAAGGCGAGGACACACAGGACUAUUGGCUGUCGGCGAGCAAGGCGCAUAUUCUGGAGAAGCUAAGCUAUGUGCGCAACGAGAAGCGUGCUAAGAACAUCAUUCUCUUCUUGGGCGACGGCAUGGGCUUGGCUACGCUGGCUGCUGCACGAAGCUACAUUGGCGGUGAGGAGCAGAAACUGUCCUUCGAGGAAUUCCCCUACACGGGUCUCUCCAAGACUUAUUGUGUGGACAAAAUUGUGCCCGACUCGGCUUCGACUUCAACGUCUUAUUUGUGCGGUGUGAAGGCCAACUACGGUACCAUUGGCGUCAAUGCGCAUGUGAAACGUGGCGAUUGCCAGGCUAUGGCUGAUACCAACAACCAUGUCUUCUCUGUCGGCAAAUGGGCAAUGGAUGCGGGCAAAGCGGCUGGUCUAGUGACAACCACUCGAGUAACCCAUGCCUCGCCAGCGGGAGUUUAUGCUCACACCGCCGAUCGUGAGUGGGAAAACAAUGCUGUGCUGGAGGAAGCUUGUGGCGAUUUGGCCGAAGGACUGGAUGACAUUGCGGUGCAGUUGAUUCAUGGCGAGGUUGGCGGCAAACUGAAGGUGAUACUUGGCGGCGGAAAACGCAGCUUCUACGAUCCAGAGUUCUAUGAGAAGGGACGUCGCACUGAUGGACGCAAUUUGGUUGCCGAAUUCGAAGCUCUGGCCGAGGGCAACACUUUCGUGAAGACCCAAAAGAAGCUGCUCAAAGUGAAUGUGACUGAAACUGAUCGUCUGUUGGGUUUGUUCAGCAAGAGUCAUAUGCACUACCAUGUGGAACAACUUGCUGAUCCCGAGAACAACGAACCCACGCUGGAGGAGAUGACAGAGAAGGCCAUCGAAAUGCUACAGAAGGAGGAGAACGGCUACUUUUUGUUUGUGGAGGGCGGCAAGAUUGAUAUCAGUCAUCACGAUACCAUGGCACGCAUUGCUCUCGACGAGACUGCGGAAUUCUCCAAGGCCAUUAAGCGUGCACGCGAACUAACUAACCUCGAAGACACACUCAUCGUGGUCACCUCGGAUCACUCGCAUACGUUCAGUGUAGGCGGCUAUCAGGCACGUGGCAGCGACAUCUUUGGCGAGGCCGAAUCCCUGGGCACCGAUGGCAAACCCUACUUGACGCUUAGCUAUGCGAACGGCAAGAGUUUCGAUCAGUACUACGAUACGGAAGCCCAUGAGCGUAUAGAUCCCACUUCGCUGUUGUCCGAGGACACUGCUCAACUGUUUCCGGCCACAGCUCCCUUGGAGUCGGAGACUCAUGGUGGCGAGGAUGUCGGCGUGUUUGCCUCUGGACCUUGGGCUCAUCUAUUUACUGGAGUCUAUGAGCAGAAUACCAUUCCUCAUAUGCUGGCUUUUGCUGCGUGUGUUGGCGAUGGCAAAACUGCCUGUGAUUAAAGCACUGAUUGAUUGAUUGUUUAGUUCUAAUUAAACUUCGCACUCUUUGGUGACGAUUGCCAAAAC